GGGUACGUGACGUAAGGCGGAAGUGUUUGUCAUACACCUGACGAGGAAGCAGACAAAUCUUCUGAAGAAAAGUGUGUGUGAUGGCGCUCCAUUGGUUGUAGCAUCUGUGCGGCGUCAGGAUGCAGCUCCUGGUUGCCAAGCUGCUUGGCCUGCUGGGACUGUUCGGCCUCAUGCUGGCUGGAGUGCUGGUCCCAGUGCGGCUUCUGCUGGUUGACUACGACAAGGCGCACAGGUACAGGAGGGCACUGUCACUGUGCAACUCGUUUGGAGGAGGUGUGUUCCUCGCAACAUGCUUCAACGCCCUGCUGCCCGCCGUCAGAGACAAGGUGGGCGACGUGUUCAAGAAGCUGCAGAUCAACAGUGAUUAUCCACUGGCUGAGACGAUGAUGAUGCUUGGCUUCUUCCUCACCGUCUUCGUGGAGCAGGCCAUCCUCACGUUCAGGAAGGAGAAGCCAUCCUUCAUUGACUUGGAGACCUUCAAUGCUGGUGGCUCCGAGGCCGGUAGUGAUUCUGAGUACGACACUCCCUUCAUCUCUGCAACACGGGGUUCACCAGGCGGCGGCGGCGGGCGGCGCUCCCAUGGACACCAACACGGACACUUUAGCCCGGCCGAGCUGGCGGGGGCAGGGCCUCUGCGACUGGCCAGCCUGGUCCUGGCUCUGUCAGCACACUCUGUGUUUGAGGGGUUGGCGCUCGGCCUGCAGGAGGACAUUGCAAAGCUGGGAAGCCUCUUCCUGGGCGUGGCUGUGCACGAGACCCUAGCUGCCAUUGCCCUCGGCGUGAGUGUGGCAAAAGCUUCGCUCGGCAUGAAGCAUGCCGCCAAGCUGGGCGUCACAGUCAGCCUGAUGAUCCCGCUGGGCAUCGUGGUGGGGAUGGGCAUUGAGUCAACUCAGACGCUGGCAGGCAGCAUUGUGUCGGUGGUGCUGCAGGGGCUCGCUGCUGGAACCUUCCUGUUCGUCACGUUCUUUGAGAUCCUGUCCCAAGAGCUGGAUGACAAACAGGACCGCUUGCUCAAAGUGCUCUUCCUCGUCCUCGGCUACGCAGUGCUCGCCGCACUCGUCUUCAUCAAGUGGUGACAGAGAGGAAGUGGACAGCGAUACCAACUUAGCUUUUACUUUCAAGUGCGACUGUAUAAAGUACUUAACAAUAGUAAGUGUGUUAUCGACAAUGGAUGGCUGUUGGCACACUGUGGACUCCUGUGGACAAGAUCAGCAGCAAAAUGUAUUUUAGUCACUCAAAAGAACCCAUAUCAGCUUGUGUACACUAUAUUUAUAAUGUUUUCACCUUUUUUUAUUUACCUGGCCUUAUCUUAACAUGUGAACUAACGUGUUCAAACACCAAAGUUGCAUGAUAACACAAACAGACGAGGCAAUCGAGGCAGUAAUAGAUCACCAAUUCCGGGUUAUGUGAGGUAAAAUCGUUAUUUUUAUCCAUGGAGUCUGGUGACUUUGAAGAGAUUCAAAUCACUGCUUCAUUUCCCCGUUGGAAAGUGCUGUCUGAUAGCAAUAACUCAGUGAAGAUAUUCUAAAUAUAGUGUACCCUUAAAGUAAUACAGAUUUUUUUUUUUGGGGGUUGCUAAAAUACAUUUAGCUGCAGUUCAUUGCUUAGCUCCAUGCAUGCCCUCCUGUCUGCGUUAAAGAAACCAAACGAUCCCUUUGAUGAAGGAUGCCUGAGUGGAGCUGGGGGAGACAGGGGCAGCUGAAUGAACUAACAGUUUCAGUUUCAGCAUCACAAACUCUCGAUUGUCCUCUGAAGGAAACCUCAACUGUGACUGUAGAGUUUUUAAUAUUGCAGAGUAAGGUAACCCCCUAUGAAGCCCCUUGACAAUAGAAGUGUUUAUUAAUGUGUUAGUUACAGCUGUACGUUCUCCUGUUGACUGCCAGCAAAUAAUGAACGACAACACAGCUGGAAUCAUUUAAAACACACUGGAUGUUUCCUCUUUAUAGUUGUUAUAAGCCAUUUAUGAAGUAUUUGUAUGCCGUUUAGAAAUGUAGAUCAGGACUUUCUUAACAUAUUUUUAUAAACCUUUCAGUUCAGUAAACUACAGUGAGCUCAGGUCCAGACUGUUGGACCCUCAUUAGAGAUUCGGCAGGAUGGAGCUACAGCUACGUCCACAGAUAUAAAACAGUGUCUGCAUUCCUCCUGCUGCUUCUCACCACACAGUGAAGGGAUUUAGUCAAAUUGGCGACGCUCAGCUUCCCCACCAUUUUGUUUAGUGUCUGUAUGUAGUGGAGUGAAGUCAUAAACCGUUUCACCUCUCAACUGGCUGUCAUUCACACUACGUCACAGGAUAUUUAUACAAGGCAGAACUUACCAAAGUUUAAUCCUGCUUUUUCUCUAAUUUGUGGUAGCAUAAUCAAAAAAAAAGUUUUGAUUAUUAUGGUGUGGUCAGUGAGAAAGAGAUAGAAUGUCAGAUAAAAAAAAUAAAUAUUUUUUGCAAGGUAUAGACUUUACUUUUAAGAUAAUUUUUCUUUACUUUAGUGAAUCUUAUUUUGAUAUCAAAGAUGUUUUAUUUGAUUAUAAUGCCAAAGACCUGAUACUGUAUCAGUCAAUUUGUUUCCACAGAAAUUUAAACAUGAGUCAAAAACAGUUUUCUUUUCUACCUGCCAAUCAGAGGUACACAAGCAGAUCAACAGAGGCAGCGCUAGUGAGAUUUUUAUCCAGUAACAUGUUGUCAGUGUGACAAAGAAGAACUCUGGAAGCAACAAAUGGCAGCGUCUUUGUUUGUUGAGCAAAUUAAAAGUAAAUGGUAAAAUAUUCAGACUGAUAAUACGACAGCAAACAUCAGCUCUUCUGUUCAGCCUCCAGUCUGACACAGUGUUUACCAAAAAACUCAAAAAUUAUGUGCACUCUCCACCUCUGGUGCUCUUGAAAGGAAACAUUUUAAGUAACUUGUGAAAAUCUGUGUUUUAGGAAAGGUGCAAGGAGCUCAAGCUUUUUGUCCCGAUAAACACUGUUUUGCUUCCCCAAAUCUCUACAGCAAAUUAGCACAAUCCAUAGAGACACAAUAAAAACUCGAGCUGCAACGAUUAAUUCAGAAGUUGUAAACUAUUUCUUAUAACUGUUUAGUAGUAUUGAGCAAGUUUUAAGGAAAAAAAAGUAAUUUCUCUAAUUUCAACUUCCUAAAAGUGAAUAUUCUGUAGUUUCUUUACUCGUCCAUGACAGUAGAUAAAACAAGACAUUUGUCAGCUUGUGCUUUGGGAAAUACGGGUCAGCAUUUUUCUGACUUUUACAGAAGUACAACCAAACUAACCAACUUUAAAAAAUGAUCAGCUGAUUAAUUGACACUGAAAACAUUUGAUAAUAUAAAAACGCUGUUCAACAGACUCAACCAACAAGAAGGAAAAUGCAGUUUUAACAUAAACAACUUGCACACACUCAAAGAAGGUACCCAAAAAACAAAACAAGUCGGAUCUUUUGUUUCCAAUAAAUUAAUUAUUCAGGUUCCCUUUAUUUCCACACUUUGGGAAUAGAUUGAUAUGUGGGGACAGAUCCUGGUUCGAUUCAUUAAACCAAAGAAUAUUUUACUCUCUGACACGUUAAACACAAAACAACAAACAUGCAGCAUGACGAUCAGUCCUUAAUUUAAAUAUUUAUGGACUAGCUGUUGUAUUAAACUUUUGAAAAAUUGGAAUAACAGUAUGAUUGAUUUGAUUAGCAGUCUCAGAUUUGAUAGAAUGCGGUUGAAAACCCAAAGAGCUGUAAACCAAAAGUAAAGUUUCAGUCUGUGAAUAUUGAUGAUGUACUCCCAAAUCUUUCUCCACCAUCAUGGAGGAUCUUCCAGUUACCUGAAAGCACCUCAAUGAGACAAGGAGAGAGGAAACCCAGGUGUAUCCUGUGCUGAAGUGAUUUUUAUCAUGUUAUGUCUAUCCUGCUGUUCAGUUGCUCUUUAGUCAGUCCUCUGCUGUUUUUCUGAACCUGUUGACCUCCACACAAACACUGAAGCUCCCUGUGCUUCUACUGUUAUUUAUUCUUAAUUGUUUAUUCUUGUCAUGAUGCUGAUCAGUUUUAUAUUUAUGAUGGUUUGUGUCACAUCACCUAGUUGUGAUAUUCCAGGUUUUCAGGCGUGAUUUUUAGUUUCAAUUAAACAAAUUAUUAUCAGA
Amphiprion ocellaris (clown anemonefish) is the source of this 4103-nucleotide messenger RNA. Its product is annotated as zinc transporter ZIP3. Bases 120 to 1076 code for a protein of 318 amino acids. Gene Ontology annotation, molecular function: zinc ion transmembrane transporter activity. The record is from RefSeq and is a predicted model, not a curated record. NCBI's taxonomy places the organism in Eukaryota, Metazoa, Chordata, Actinopteri, Pomacentridae. The transcript is spliced from 3 exons. Gene Ontology annotation, biological process: zinc ion transmembrane transport. Gene Ontology annotation, cellular component: plasma membrane.